Messenger RNA from Lynx canadensis (Canada lynx), 487 nucleotides. It is a transcript of the gene CTXN1, whose product is annotated as cortexin 1. Bases 144 to 392 code for a protein of 82 amino acids. Lineage: Eukaryota; Metazoa; Chordata; Mammalia; Carnivora; Felidae. The transcript is spliced from 2 exons. The record is from RefSeq and is a predicted model, not a curated record.
GGCUGAGCCGGGGCCGCCGCCGCCGCUGCCUCCGCGGGAGAGAGGCCGAGAGCAGAGCCGGCGCGGGUCCCGGAAGAGAGCGCAGCCGCCGGACGCUCGGUUCCCGUCCCGGUCGAGGCCAGGGGCGCGCGGCGAUGUGAGCCAUGAGCGCGACGUGGACGCUGUCCCCCGAGCCGCUGCCGCCGUCGACGGGGCCCCCGGUGGGCGCGGGCCUGGACGCGGAGCAGCGCACUGUGUUCGCCUUCGUACUCUGCCUGCUCGUGGUGCUGGUGCUGCUGAUGGUGCGCUGCGUGCGCAUCCUGCUCGACCCCUACAGCCGCAUGCCCGCCUCGUCCUGGACCGACCACAAGGAGGCGCUCGAGCGCGGGCAGUUCGACUACGCGCUGGUCUGAGCCGAGCGGGGUUUCUCGCCGAGGGCCGACCCGACGGGGGCGCCGCCUGGCCGGGAUGGCGCUCAGGAUCCCACCCCAGAUCCUAGCCCGAGGGG